AGCUUGUACAUUAGUGAGCGAUGUAGCUACACACCUGUAUAGUCUAGAGUACAUAAUUGGAAUAACUUGUUGUCUCAUAUCUAGUCAGGGGUGUAUUCUUGACGCUAUUCUGUUGCAAAACGGAAGCAAACGAAACGGGGUGGGAUUUACCUGAAUUUGUCCAAUUUGCAAUUGUUUGGACUAGUGAUGACACCCUAGGUUGUCUGAAUAAAAACAUUUGAUGAUAACUUGUGAAGUAGCAAUCUGCGUAGCCCAGCUAACGGCAACGUUAGUACCAGCAGAGAGGAAUAGGCGGCAGUACCAAGUAGCUAGUAACGUUAGUGGUUAGUUGUACAAUAUAAUGGAAGUUAGCAACCCGCUUGGUCAAUAUUAGCAACGUUUUGCAGAAACUGACAUUAGUACUAAUAUUUUGCCUUUGGGAGUUGAACUAUCACAGUAGUACCAAAUAUACUGGGAGCCAGUAUAUGGUUGCUAUGGAGAUGGCUGCUGAAGACAUAGUGAUUCAGGAGACCGUGGGGGCAGAGGUGGAGCUACUGGAGGAUGUGAACAAAGCCCAGAAGCAGAGUCCACCGGAGAUCCCCAGGUUUUCUGUGCCACGCCCGUUCUCCAUUCCAGAGGACUCGAGUGACGAUGACUGUGACCUGUCAGGGGACAGCGUCUCUGCUUACGGCAUGCAUUCCAUGGAGCUGGGGGGAAAGUGCUGGGAAUGUGGCGUGCAAUUCAAGUCUGGCCAGGAGUUGAUCGAACACUUUGAGAGCCACAGGUCCAAGGUCUCAACGUCCUGCAACAUAUGUCAAGUGACUUUCAGUCGCACAGUAUCACUGGCUAUGCACCUAGUCAACGCACACCCAAACUCAGUCCUCCAUUGCAGCAACUGCCAGCUGCAUUUCAGCAACUUGUGGGAUCUCAACAAGCACAUAGGAAUACACUUGUUCACCGAGUUGUUAAAUACACCCCUUGAGGACAUCUCAAAUAAUGGCUUGAAUAGCAGUGAAGAGACUUUAAAGGGACAGUAUACUCUACCUUCAGCCUUGGCACUCAAACAUGAGGACUACUCAAAUGAUGGCAGUGAGGAGACUUUAAAUGCACAGUGUACUUUACCUUCAGCAGUGACCCUAGACCAUACGUAUAGCAUGGAAAGCAAUGGGAGAAUGACAAAGACAAGACAUAGGCUGGAGGAAGAUGUCAAACCAGACCCUUCCACUCUGACCCUAGGCCCCUCCAUUCUGACUCCCUCACUGAGGAUCCGUGUCAAACUGGAGAGAGGGGUUGAGGUUGAUGGCGCCCCCCUCCAGUGGGAUGAGGGGAUGAGCGAUGGAGAGGGGAGUGAACAUAGCGAAGACACUGAGAGUGCAGGAGGAACAGACAACGACAGGUUAACAGAGAGCAGCGGAGAAACGGAUAUAGAUGAGGAGGACAUCAGGCUGAGUGAAGAAGAGGAGGAGGAAAUGAAAAGUAAACAGGGGGAGGAUAGGAAGAAUGACAUCCAGAGCGAAAAAGAGGAUGAGGAUGCUGAGAUACUGAUUGACCAAGAUGGUGAGCCCUCCUCGUCUGAGCGGGAGUCAGAAUUUGACCCAGAAGAGUUAUCAGAUUCUGACUCGGGGUCCAGCAGCACUGGGGAAUCCAGUGGGUCUUCUUACACUCCUGUACGCACACGGAAAGCCAAGACCCGGCCAUCCUGGACUAAGCGGCCCCAGACCAAGUUGUCCCAGGUCAAGCCUUAUUAUUGCAUCUAUUGCACCAAAGGACCGUAUCAUAAUAUGGACUUUCAUGUGAAGACCUGCAAUAUGAAGGACUUUCAAUGCUCUUUAUGCCAAGCCGUCUUCCCUACCGAGAUGGCCAUGUUGGACCAUGAGGUUCGGACUCACUCUGAAGCCAUAUCGGGCCAAAUGUACACCUGUGAGUUCUGCCGUCAGGUCUUCCCCGAUCUGGCCAUCUACAAAAACCACAACUGUCCCAAAAAAGACACAUCCCCCCCAUAUGUUCCUGAUCCCACUACGUGUAUCCAUUGUGGAACAGGGCCAUUCACUAAUAUGGACGUUCAUUUGAGAAGCUGCAGUUGGAAAGGUCUUACAUGCACUGAGUGCAGAGUACUCUUCCAUAAUAGGAAGGCCCUGCAGAACCAUAACGUUUCAGUUCACGGACAGCUUUCCACUAUGUGUGCUGUUUGCGGCAGAGGGCCAUUCACUGAUAUGGACUUCCAUUUGAGGAGCUGCUCUAGGGAUUGGUCCUUACAAUGCUCUGAGUGCAAAGUCCAAUUUCCUUCUGAGAAAUUCCUGGUGGACCAUAAUCUUCAAUAUCACAGUGCCACAUCAAAGACCUCUGACCAAGGUGUCUGUGUUUAUUGCGGCAGUGGACCAUUCACUAGUCUGGACAUCCACAUGAGGACCUGCUCUAAGCAGAAGGGCUUAAAAUGCUCUGUGUGCAAUGUUUUUUUCCCUACUGAAUCGGUCCUGGCUGAUCAUAUGGUUUGCUAUCACAGCACCCCAUACCAUGUCCAUAGAACCCCAUACCAAGUCCAGAGCAUCCCAUACCAAGUCCAGAACAGAGACUCAGAGACCCCUGAAGGUACCUGUCUCCAUUGUGGCAGAGGUCCAUUCACUAGUCUGGAUAUCCACUUGAGGACCUGCUCUGGGAAGAAGGGCUUCAAAUGCUUUGUUUGCAACGUUUUCUUUCCUACAGAGACAGCCCUGGCCGACCAUAAGGUUCUCGUUCACAGUAUCCCAUCAGAGACCCCUGACAAAGGUACCUGUGACCAUUGUGGCAAGGGGCCAUUCACUAAUCUGGACAACCACAUGAAGACCUGCUCUGAGAGGAAGUGCAUCCAAUGUUCUGUGUGCAAGUUUUUCUUUCCUAGUGAUGUCCUGGCCAACCAUAUGAUUUCCUAUCACAGUACCAAAUCCCGAGUUCAGAGCCCAGUCACAGAGACGCCUGACAAAGGUGCCUGUGUCCAUUGCGGCAGAGGGCCCUUCACUAGUCUGGAACAUCACAUGAAGUACUGCAAUAAGCAGAAGGGCAUCCAAUGCGUUAUGUGUAAAGCUUACUUUCUUACUGAGGGCAGUCUGGUGGACCAUAUUGUUUUGGCUCACGCUGACAAGCUGGUCACCCAAGCUGGUGGGUCCUCCGCUACGACUUUCUCUUUCGUACCCAUGGCUAUCUCUACCACCUCAGGCCGGCAGAGCCCCAGUAGCUCCACCCUGAUGUGUUACAGUAGUGGCAAUAAGGAGCUGAAACGACUGGCCCCAGUCCCUGUGGCUGAUCAGGACCCCAGUCCAGUUGGCCAGCUAACACCUGCUGGACAGUCUCCUGUGUCUCUGCCUAGAGUAAUGCUGUCUACCACCUCCUCUUCCCAGCCAGCUGUUCCUGUGGUGGCCACCUUGCUCUUUGACAACACUGGUGGUGGUCCAGGGAAAAUGGCCAGGCUGGUCCCAGUGGCCCCACAGACCAACCCUCCCAAACCGCAGGUCACAGCACCCAUGCAGACUAACACAGCAAAGCCCCUUGGGCAGUUCUCUAACCUUCUGCAACAGACUAUCCAUCAGGCAAAAUCUGUCCAACAGCAGACACCCAGCCCUACUACCCUAGCCAUGGACCCUAUCAGAUCACCCACCACUCCAUCCCCUAGACCUGUCUCAGCCUCUGCCCCGGGGAAAAUCACCUUGAUCCGCCUCUCACCUGUCCCUACCCCCCCUCAAGCUCAGUCUUCCCCCCUUACCCUUGCCUUUGCCCCAGCCCCUCUAAGCAUCAUGUGUAUGUUUGUGAAUAGAAGUAAGGAGCUGGCCCUGGAGAAACGCAUGAAGAUGAGCUGGCGCUCCAAGGGCACCUACACCUGCCGCCAGUGCGGCGCUGUCUCGCAGCAGCCCUCGCUCAGUGUGAAGCACCGCUACCUCCACCGGGGCUCCCGGCGGUACCGCUGCCACUGUGGUAGGUCGUUCCUGCGGCGGUUGCACCUCCUGCGUCACUACCUCCAGCACGCCCAGGCCACCCGCUACAUAUGCACUGCCUGCGGGGAGACCUUUGACGGGGCAAAGUGCCUCGCACAGCACAUGGUUGGAGCUUCCAGCACAACUAGAUGUCCAGGUGACAGCAUAACUUUGAAGCUGAGGAAAGAGUGCCGGAUGCCCUUCUCCUGUCACUGUGGGCAGAUGUUUUGUAGGCCUGCUGCUUUUCUCUGGCACAAACUGAAAAACACCCAAAGGACUUAACACUGAAAUGGGCCCACAGCAGGGCCCAGUCUAGGCCCUAUUCAAAGCAGUGGUUUUUCCAUGGCUCACACAGGCAGGCAAGCCUAUCAUUUACUAUGCUUAGGGGUAGAGGAGGACAAUGCAGUUUGUGGACUUGUUUGACUUUUUUCACUGUGAAUGAAAGAUGAUUCCUUAUGAAAUAAUCUAUGUAUGUAUUGGUUUAAAAUGUGUUUUCACUUCCACUAAAACAUUCUGUUUUCACCAAAAGACCAAAAAUACAAUCAUAUUAAAAUGAUAUAUUUGACUUGAGUUGUCUUUGUAAGAGGUCAUAGGUUAUUUGUACAUUAGAAGACUAAAGCAUUAUCAUUAAUUCGGUUCCAUGAGAUGGCAAUAUUAUUAUCGUUAAUAUUAUAAGUAGGUUAUGAUUUAGCUGGUAGAACAAUACUCAUUCAAAAACUUUCAUUCACCAAUGGCUUUUAAUUGUCAGGAAGACCAGAAAAUGUAUUUCCAAUGCAUGGUUUUAUCAUGUGCAAAAGAACCUGUAAACGUUUCACUUCACAUCGUUUUUGCAGAAUCUAUCCUUUUGUAAGCCGAUUUCACAAUAUUACCUGUACAUGUGAUCCUCAUGUUAAAAAAACAAAAUAUAUUUUUUAAAGAAUUACAUAUCUUAACUCCAGUUAAUGAAAAUGCAGACGUCCAGUUUAAAUACAACCAUGGGAAUAGUUGUCCUCACAAGGUGCUUGAUUUAGUAAUGCCCCAGAUUACCAGCCUUACCAUUGGGGCUGGAGAACGGGUACAAUUUGUGGAUUCACAAAGUGAAUGACAUAAAUUAUGCAAAUAAGACAAUGCUGUGCCACUGACCCAUAUUUCCCCAUUCACACU
Molecule: messenger RNA, 5066 nt
Organism: Salvelinus namaycush (lake trout)
Lineage: Eukaryota; Metazoa; Chordata; Actinopteri; Salmoniformes; Salmonidae
Product: zinc finger protein 836-like
Exons: 3
Coding region: 465-4205 (1246 amino acids)
Biological process (GO): regulation of transcription by RNA polymerase II
Cellular component (GO): nucleus
Molecular function (GO): DNA-binding transcription factor activity, RNA polymerase II-specific; RNA polymerase II transcription regulatory region sequence-specific DNA binding
Source: RefSeq, a predicted model, not a curated record